GUAGGUUGGAGGCCAUCGCUAUUACUUUGGAGGCCAUCGCUGGUAGGUUUUGUCCCCUGAGUUCAUUCAUUCCAACCGCCAUGGCGCUCUUUAUGAUGCAGAAAUGGGAGCAGAUGCAGGACCGUGGACGUGUGCCGUGUGCAGGACUCCUCUCGAGUCUGUCUCACAUGCGUGGAGAGCUUGGCGAUAUGUCCUCCGCAUCCUUGGCCGUGGCCCUGGUAGUUGGACUUCGAGCCGUUCAUGUGGCGAAUCGACUGAUCGACCAAGUCUUGGAGGAAGUGCUGCGCAGUCAAAGCAGAUUUGCCAACUUCCUGUUGCUUUGCGCAGCAAGUUCUGGAUUUCAUGCCGCAUACAGACAUCGGGCAUUGAUCACUCAGAAGUUGAACACUCCACAGAGUGCGACUUCCUUGGAGGAUAGAACCGAGUGGCUUGCUCAACUCAUUCAUAAUUUGAAGCGGCUGCCACCCAACUUCUGGUAUUCCAGCGGCCUCACUUGCUUGAUCUCCUUACAAAUCACACAGCGUCUUGGAGUGUGGUGUGUGAAGCAGACAGCCCACAAGCGAGUAGGGCAGCAGUUGUUUGGGCUCCUUUGCAUUGCCCUCUUCCUCAUCUCCUUCUGGAGUGAGCAAAUGACCGAAGAGCAGGUGCGAUGGCUCCGAGAGCGAACGCAAUCGCUCAUCGCUCGCAACAGUCUCCAAGACAGAGCGAGAGCUGCCACAGGUGCCUUCCGAUCCGUGUGAGCGGAGGGGCACGGAAAUAGUGGACAUCGGCCAAAGUCUGCCGUGCGCAACAAAGGAUGGCGCAAAGACCAUGCAUCUACGUACAUCAAGAAUCAUCA
This is a messenger RNA of Durusdinium trenchii, 838 nucleotides long. Lineage: Eukaryota; Dinophyceae; Suessiales; Symbiodiniaceae. The record is from the annotation of a GenBank genome assembly.